Messenger RNA from Arachis duranensis, 1792 nucleotides. Its product is annotated as receptor kinase-like protein Xa21. Bases 607 to 1764 code for a protein of 385 amino acids. Gene Ontology annotation, biological process: protein phosphorylation. The record is from RefSeq and is a predicted model, not a curated record. Lineage: Eukaryota; Viridiplantae; Streptophyta; Magnoliopsida; Fabales; Fabaceae. The transcript has 5 exons. Gene Ontology annotation, molecular function: protein kinase activity; ATP binding.
UCCGUGCUUAGGUCGGAACCUUCAUGCAUGGUGAUGAUCCUGUAUUGUUUCUUCAUGGGCGGACUCAGCAGCUCCAUUUCCGGUGUCAUUCGUUGUUGUUGUUCCUUGGUCAGCCGGCGGGGUGUCCGUCCGUCGUUGGGUCUCUUGGUGGCGUCGUUGGACUCUUCUGGCAAAUGCUGAACUCGCUUUAAUGGUUUCUUCGCUGCAGCCCCUAUGACGAGCAAGGUUCUGCCCAUAUUGAAAUCUGACCUCGGUCCCUUCGUUGUGCUCCUUCCUUGUGCUGCUAUUGUCCCUGCUAGAUUCAUUCCUCGGCCUUUGUGAAGUCGUGGAUUGAAGACGCCGUUCCCCCUGUGGUUCGUGGUUAUUCCUGGUUUCCGUUUCCACCCGCCCCGGCGGAGAUACUGCCCACUGCCUCAGUAAUUGAUUUCCCGCUGCCAUCGCUGCCAGUUGGUGAGCUAAGAUGUUUCCUUCGCGUGGAGUCCAAGUAGCUCCCACAUCCGGCGCCUCUUCCAGCAUUAGCAGGAUAUCCCUGAUGAUUGCGUCUGCUUCGGCUAAGGGCGUUUUUGCCUUGAUCGCUUGAACUAGUGUCCCUGAUUACUGCUGCUGAUGCUGCAAUUCCUGUGUCCCUGUGAAAGGCCGCGUCUACGUUCACUUUUACCUUGUUGCGUGGAGGAGGCCUCCAGAGGACUCUGUGGCGCUUCGCGCUUGCAAUUCCCAGAAUGUGAAACAAUGGGUAGAUCUCGAAAAACAACUGCCUACAUUUUCUUGAAAUAUAUUUUACCAAUAAGUAGUGUGGCCACCAUACUUGAAUUGGCAUUCCUAAGGAUCUUAAAGUUCCAAAAUCAUAAUAAGGUGCUUCAAAAAUUUGAAGUGGAUCAAGCAAUGGCAAGAUGGAGAAGAAUUUCAUAUUAUGAAAUUCAACAAGCAACAGAUAGGUUUAAUGGUGACAACUUACUUGGUAUAGGGAGCUUUGGAAAAGUUUACAAAGGCGUCCUCUCGGACGGGACGAAUGUUGCAAUAAAGGUUUUCAAUUUGGGGCUAGAAGGAGCAUUUAGGAGUUUUGAUCUUGAAUGUGAAGUAUUGCGCAAUAUUCGCCAUCGAAACUUGACCAAAAUCAUAAGCAGUUGUAGUAACUUGGAUUUCAAGGCAUUGGUUAUGAGCUACAUGGUCAAUGGGAGUUUGGAGAAGUGGUUACAUUCAGAAGACCAUAGUUUGAGUAUGAUAGAGAGGAUUAACAUAGUGAUAGAUAUUGCAGAAGCAAUUAAUUAUCUUCACCAUGGUGGUUCUAUAUCAAUUGUGCGUUGUGAUUUAAAAGCAAGCAAUAUACUGGUAGAUGAAGACAUGGCUGCUCAUGUCACAGAUUUUGGCAUUGCAAAGCUGCUAAAUGGUGGAAAUUCCAUGACACAUACAUUGACUUUAGCCACAAUGGGGUAUAUGGCUCCAGAGUAUGGACUAGAAGGCUUGGUGUCCAAACAAGGUGAUGUGUAUAGUUAUGGCAUUUUACUUAUGGAAAUCUUCACACAAAAGAAACCCACUGAUGAAAUGUUUAUGGGAGAUUUUAGCAUCAAGCAUUGGGUUGAUUCCCUAAUUGACAUAGUUGAUGCUAGAUUGUUAAUGGAAGAAGGAGAACUAGCUUCCAAGAAAGUGUAUUUAUCAUCCAUCAUGAAACUAGCUUUGGAUUGCACCAAAGAAUUACCUCGAGAAAGGACCAAUAUGAAAGAUGUCAUAACUACACUUAAGAAGAUUAAAAUGGCGUUCUUAUAAGAAGUUAAGAACAAUAAUCCAUUCUAAA